This is a messenger RNA of Neolamprologus brichardi, 677 nucleotides long. NCBI's taxonomy places the organism in Eukaryota, Metazoa, Chordata, Actinopteri, Cichliformes, Cichlidae. The record is from RefSeq and is a predicted model, not a curated record.
GACACACGUGAGGUGGGAUGGAGGAAGAGAAUGAGGAAAAGGGCCAGAGCAUCGAAAGUGGGAUAACUUCUACUCAGGCCAAAACAGUGACUCAGAGUUGUGGCAAGGACAGCGAUGAGUCACAAAGCCUCCAGGAACCAGAUGAGGAAGACCAGGCUGACGGAGGACACUAUGAUGGAGGUGGAGAGCCAAGCCAGGGUGCAGACGAUCAGUGCAGCGGUGCAGAAGUGUUACCAGACAGCACCCUGGUAGCCACAGACACCCAGGACGAUACCGGGUGCCUCCCAUCGUCCUCCCUGCAGACAGAAGAAGAGUUGUCCCCCAUUUCUGUGUUAUCUCAUCCCUCUAACACACAGAAUCCCCCACCUGAACCCUGCUGGUACUGCUUGAGGUCUCUUGACUCCGAGUAUCGCCCUGAAACUACAAAACAGCAGGACGACUCUGAUUCGUCAACGCUGCCCUCUAGUGGUCAAAAAGUGAGCUACCAAACAGACCCUCGGCCACACUUUGGUGUAGCUUGGUCGUCCCACUCGCCGUGUCACCCACUGUGGGGAAGCGAGGGGCCCUGCUGGGGACAGAGAAACCAGGAAGUGCACUAUCAGACACACACCUGUCCACACUGCCAUCUGGACUUGCCCCCUGACACACUACGCUGGCAUGAGGUUUGGCUAAGCUAA